Molecule: messenger RNA, 1231 nt
Organism: Cornus florida
Lineage: Eukaryota; Viridiplantae; Streptophyta; Magnoliopsida; Cornales; Cornaceae
Product: 14-3-3-like protein
Exons: 5
Coding region: 190-975 (261 amino acids)
Biological process (GO): signal transduction
Cellular component (GO): cytoplasm
Source: RefSeq, a predicted model, not a curated record
CGCCAACGUGGCGCUACAUGUCAAUCUCCGCCCACCUACCACCUCCCGCGUUCCCAUUGGAGGCUCCGUAACAGACCCCAAUUAUUUCAAGACCCCCCUCCCUCUCCUUCUCCAUUCCAAUUUUCCCUUCUAGAGAGAGAGUCUCUAUUUUGAGAAAGAAUUAGUUAUUAGUUUUCUACUAUAUCAAGGAUGUCGCCGGCUGAACCAUCACGGGAGGAGAAUGUUUACAUGGCCAAAUUGUCCGAACAGGCCGAACGAUAUGAGGAAAUGGUUGAGUUCAUGGAGAAAGUGGCGAAGACGGUGGAUGUUGAGGAGCUGACUGUGGAGGAAAGGAACCUCCUUUCUGUUGCUUACAAGAAUGUGAUUGGGGCAAGGAGGGCUUCUUGGAGGAUUAUCUCUUCCAUUGAGCAGAAGGAAGAGGGCCGCGGAAAUGAGGAUCAUGUUGCCAUUAUUAAGGAAUAUAGGAGUAAGAUUGAGUUGGAACUCAGCAAGAUCUGUGAAGGAAUUCUGAGCCUUCUUGAUGGGCAUCUUGUUCCCUCGGCCUCAUCUGCCGAGUCCAAGGUGUUUUACCUUAAGAUGAAGGGUGAUUAUAACAGGUACCUGGCUGAGUUUAAGACCGGGCCCGAGAGGAAGGAAGCUGCUGAGAGCACCUUGGUGUCUUACAAGUCUGCUCAGGAUAUCGCUUUGGCUGAUCUAGCUUCCACCCACCCAAUAAGACUUGGACUUGCACUUAACUUCUCUGUUUUCUACUAUGAAAUCCUUAACUCACCUGAUCGUGCUUGCAGUCUUGCGAAACAGGCUUUUGAUGAGGCAAUAGCUGAGCUGGAUACAUUGGGUGAGGAAUCAUACAAGGAUAGCACAUUGAUCAUGCAACUUCUCCGAGACAAUCUGACGUUGUGGACUUCUGAUAUCACGGAGGAUGGUGGUGAUGAGAGCAAGGAAGCUUCAAAACUCGAAUCAGGAGAUUCGCACUAGUAAAAUGAGUUCAUAGGAUAUGCAUUCCAUGCUCAACACAAGUGACGUUAAUAUAGAUUCUGUUUGUGGUUGUUGCAUUGAAGAUAUUGAGCUGUUGAGGUCCUUCAGAUUAAGAUGUUGCUGCAGACUUUAAGCUUGUUUUCUCGAUACUAAUGGCUCCAUUGUUUUAAAUAGUACUUUACCUGUGAUUUAUUGUUUAUCAGUAUUUCUUUUCUUCUUCUUUUUUAUUUAUAAUAUCUUUAAAUUUUCCGUUCUU